AUGCCAACAACUUUAGACACUGGUUUUCCAGGUCAUCUCCUGGAAGAUGAGAACGACGUAACCCAAACAGAGGAAGAGACACACAUCUGCAAGAACUGCUGUGCCCAAUUCACAAACUUAGCAGAGCUUAUUUGCCACAAGAGUUCUUGUGUGGACAGUCAAGUGGUAAUAAUCUGUGAUGGCCAAGGAGGUCACUCCUCCACUGACUCAACUCCGGACAGCAGUCCUGCAAUGGAUGCUGAUGAAGGAAGUGCAUGUACCGUGGACCUGGAAGAAAACUCCAACACCAGCCUGCUUGAACCAGACUCCUCAGAUAAAGCAGAAUGCUUGGACAAGAAACCAAACAUCUCCCAUAAGGCCAGCAGUAUGGGAGACAUUGUAUCUCCUAAAAUGGGUGUCUCAGCAACUAGCUGGGGGCCAUCUCAGAAUGGGGACCCCAGAAUGAUGGGGCAAUGCAAUUUCCAUGAUGGGCUGCAGAGCCCAAAAAUUGCAGUCGCACCACCAUCCCAAGAAGCAAAGCCUGCAGGAAGCGGCCAUGGCUUUCUUAGCAUCCCCAUGAUCCUUGAAGAGCUCCGGGUGCUACAGCAACGGCAGAUCCACCAGAUGCAGAUGACGGAGCAGAUAUGCAGGCAAGUGCUUAUGUUAGGCUCACCAGCCCAGCCAUCAGGGCAAUCAAGUGUACCCAGCAGCAGUAAUACAGGGCUCACAGCAAGGCCUUUCUCCACCCUAAGCCCUGUUUUGUCCAGUCAGCUAACCCAAACAACAACAGCCACCAAGACUUAUGUCACUGCUGAGGGCCCCAAGCAAGCCAUCUUCAGUAUGUAUAAUACUACAAGCCCCCCAUUUGUACAUGGAAAUCUGACAGCAAAUACCCAAGUUCCAAUUCCAGAAAACUCUUCCCCAGUAUGUGGCAAAGUAGCAGCCCCUGCCUUCCCUAUGCCUGCUUCAGCAAUUAAUUUGAAAACUCUUUCCCAGCUUGUACCACAGCAGCCAGUCACUGGCUCUCCUCCGUUCCUGAACACUCAAGGUAAUCUGAUGCUCAAUUCUCGAAUUCUGGAAACUAUGCCUGGUCUUCUGAGACCAAAAAACAAUGAGUCAUCUUUUGUGGAGGCUCUUCAACUGUCAGGAGUGUCAGUGUCAGACAAACCUACAGUGAGACACAAAUGUCGAUUCUGUGCCAAGGUUUUUGGAAGUGACAGUGCUUUGCAGAUUCACCUACGUUCCCACACUGGUGAAAGACCAUACAAGUGCAAUAUUUGUGGAAACCGGUUCACAACCAGGGGAAACUUGAAAGUUCAUUUCCAUCGUCACAAGGAGAAAUAUCCUCAUAUACAGAUGAACCCACAUCCAGUGCCAGAGCAUCUUGAUAAUGUCCCCACCAGCAGUGGUAUCCCAUAUGGUAUGUCGGUGCCACCAGAGAAAGCAGAAGAAAAUCUUAUGGACAAAAAACCUGCACUACCCCCUUUAGCAGCCACACUGGGCCUUGGUCUUCUGUCUACUGCACAGGGUCUUCCAAUUUUCAGUAAGCCUCCACCUGUUAAAAAUCCAGCUGAUGCAAGUUUGAUCUUGCCACUUCAAAAAACAUUCAAUGGAAACAUUCACAGCAAAUUAGAUGGGGCAGUGUUUAACAGUAAGGCAGAUGAAAACACACCUCCAGGCCACAGAAAUGCUCUGAUUGGAAUGCCAUCAGAGGCCAAUGGCACCCAGUUAAAUAAGCUUAUGACUUCCUUGCCAGGCCUGACAGUGCUUGCAAACCAGUUCAAAGCUACACUGAUUCCAUUUACGUACUUCACUGAUCCUGCAUCCUCAGAGACCUCAAAGCUUCAACAGUUAGUGGAGAAAAUUGACAAACCUGUGACCAAUACCAACCAGUGUGUCAUCUGUUUACGUGUCCUCAGCUGUCCCAGAGCACUCAGGCUCCACUACAGCACCCACACAGGAGAAAGGCCCUUCAAGUGUAAAAUUUGUGGCAGAGCAUUCUCAACCAAAGGCAAUCUGAAGGCUCACUACUUUGCACACAAGUCCAAACCAUCAAUGAAAAGCCAGAACUCCUGUCCCAUCUGUCAGAAGAAGUUUUCCAAUGCAGUACUCCUACAACAACACAUUCGCAUGCACUUGGGAGGGCAGAUUCCAAACGUAAUGUUAUUGGAUAACACUCCUCCUGAGCAGCCAAUAGAAGCUGACUCCUUUUCAGUAGAGGACAGAAGUAUGGAGGAGCAAGAAUUUUCUGAUGAUGCCAUGGAUGAGAACACAGCAGAUGAGGAUUCAUUGGAAGGCAGCAUAGUGGAAAGUGAGAAAGCUGAACACCAACAGUCUGAGUCCUCCAACCAAGAUGAAGAGGAAGAGGAGGAAGACAGUACUACCAUCUCUGCAAUGCCAGGUCCAGAGGAGGAAAGGCCAGCAGAAAAGGAUCUUCAACAAAAUGAUGCCUCUCAAAGCUGCAAUGGGCAGGGGCAAAGCUUAGGAGACCCUGUUUUCUUGAAGCAGACCACUGCACCCUUAUCUGGAAAUGUCUCCCCUGCUACCAGUCAGCUGGAUAGCACUAGAGAUGCAACCAUGGAGGAUAACCAUGGUGAUGCAACCAUGGAGGAUAACCAUGGUCCAAGCCAGAAGGAGAAAACAGAAGUCAAGCAGGAAGACAGCAGUCUGUUAACAAAACAGGAUCCUCUGAGAGAAAAGACAUCGACCAAAGACGAAUUCCACCCAGAAGGGAGUCAGACUGUCACACCACAAAAAGCUGUAGACCCAAUAAGUAUCUCACAUUCUGAUAUGUGCAGUAUCUCAUUCCCCUGCCAAAGUUCUCUUGAUACACAUUACAAAGAACUUGCCAAAGAUGGACUCUCUUUCUGCAGCAGUUGUGGCCAAGGAUUUCUGGAAAACUCUUCUCUCCAGGCACAUAUGCUAAUACAUGAAAAAGACAAGAUUUCACCUAAGCCACUGGAAAUCCCAAAUGUCUUCAGCACAAUCCAGGACUCCACAGCCCCUAAUCAGUGUUCUCCAAAUACUGGACAUAAAACAGACAAGAGUGAAUUUGAUGCUUCUCUGGGGGUUACAAGUUUAUGCACUGAGCCGGUGUCCCCUGUACCCCAUGCAGGGAGUGGAGUGUGCCCAGCACUAACUCCACCUUCUAGACGCACUCCUAAACAACACAUCUGCCAUGCAUGUAAGAAGAGCUUCUCAUCAUCAAGUGCGCUACAGAUUCAUGAGAGGAUACACACAGGGGAAAAGCCAUUUGGCUGCAGCAUUUGUGGCAGAGCAUUCACUACUAGAGGGAAUUUAAAGGUACAUAUGAGCACUCAUGUGUGGAAUAACAGCCCUACCAAAAGGGGGCGCCGCCUAUCGUUGGAUGGCACAGCCUCUUCCCAGACUGGGGACCAAAUCAAGUUUCAAGACUUCCUGCCGAAGGAUGUUCCAGCCCAGCUUGCAGCAGUUAGUCCUUUGUCCUUCUGGAACCAGUAUGCGGCCUUCCUUUCAAACCGACUAGUACCCAAGCCAGUGUCUCCUGCUAUACUUCUUCCUCAUGCAUUUCUUGGGGCAGGGAAUGUAGGGAGUACUGCCAUUGGUGGAAUGAACAAUGUUAAAGAAAAACUAAUCCCAGAGCCAAUUGGGACUGUAGACAAUAUGAUGCAGGAGGACAAAUAACUUUUUUAAAAAGCUGUGUAACUGUUUGGAUCAGUGGAAGUCAUGAGACUGGGUGGGAAGUCUCAAAACAACUAUGGCAGCAAGCUGUUCUGAUCAACAGUGGCAGCUUGGGUCCAAGCACCAGCUAACAGAAGGAUCUAUACAGUCAUCUGAGUGUUACUUCACUGGUGAACAAAAUUACAUGUUCCUUAUUUUGUGAAUGCAAAAAAGAUCAUAUGACUCCACACAUGAAUAGAACAGAAAGUUGACCAUAAAAGAGCUCCAUCCAUCUCUUUGGUACUGGGGAAGAGUUGGUCUGACGGGUAGUCAGAUGAGCAGUGGCGACUCUUAGAAAUGUCUUCACUAUUAGUAAUGAGUACUAACAAGUCUGUAAUCACAAAAUAGGGACAGGGUCUUUUACAAAUGGCCACCAAGGUAAACCAAGGAGGAUGCCCUCUCAGAUAAUCCACAUUGGUCAUAAUUACUUAAUACAUCUGAAGCUAAGAUCAUACCGCUAUAUAAAAAGGAUACAAAUGUACAUUAAAGACGUUUCUUAUCAAAGACUCUUUUGCUGAUAUUUACACCUUCACAUGGGCCAAACCACUGUAGAUUUGCAAGUAUGCUCAUAAGGUAAAUGUUGUGAAAGGUCUGCCAGUAGCACUCCAUGGUGCAUCUCAUCUGGUGAUCAACAGAGUUUCUCAAGAGAUAGGUCUGUCAGCAAAAGAUACUGACUACCUUGGAGGGAAGGGAACCAGUAUGAGGUGCAAUGAUUCCCUAGUGAACCCAGAGAAGCACUACGGUCACCUUCCUCAGCAGUGGUAUAAUUGGAAGAAUGCAGCUGUUGGACACUAUAGACAAACACAGUUGGACUCUUUUCUCCAUUUAGUAAUGUAACUUAUGCUUGAAAGUGAAUUAUCAGAAAAAUGUUAGCAAACUACUGAAAAUGCCAGUCAUAUAUAUGCAUUUAGUGGAGACCUGCAGACAAUCAUGGAAAUGGAGUGAAGGCUAAAAAAGAUGUCUCAGCUUUCUGCAGCCAUAUUUUGAGUCAACAUUUUCUUGUGUCAAGAAAUGUGAGACGCCAGACUUACAUUGAGGUUUGCCCUGAGAUACUAAAGGGUCUCAUAUUUAGAUAGAGCAUUGAUUUUUUUUGUAUGGCAGCAAAAUAGUGUUUUCUAAAAGGGGCAACUACAUAUUCCACAUAUUCCACAUAUUCCACAUAUUCCACCAUGCAUUUUCAUUGUUUCCUUCAUGGUACCACCAUCAAAUGACAAAAUACCAAUGAUUAGACGUAAAAGCACAAGGAUUGUUUACUUUUUAAAAGUACAUAUUUCUGAGUCUGUAUGUAGCACAAA
Messenger RNA from Protopterus annectens (West African lungfish), 4973 nucleotides. Its product is annotated as sal-like protein 2. Gene Ontology annotation, cellular component: nucleus. Bases 1 to 3642 code for a protein of 1213 amino acids. The record is from RefSeq and is a predicted model, not a curated record. Lineage: Eukaryota; Metazoa; Chordata; Ceratodontiformes; Protopteridae. Gene Ontology annotation, molecular function: RNA polymerase II cis-regulatory region sequence-specific DNA binding; DNA-binding transcription factor activity, RNA polymerase II-specific. The transcript is spliced from 3 exons. Gene Ontology annotation, biological process: regulation of transcription by RNA polymerase II.